Molecule: messenger RNA, 661 nt
Organism: Trichoderma atroviride IMI 206040
Lineage: Eukaryota; Fungi; Ascomycota; Sordariomycetes; Hypocreales; Hypocreaceae
Molecular function (GO): peptidyl-tRNA hydrolase activity
Source: RefSeq, a predicted model, not a curated record
UGUGCGGGAGAAGCAUGUUCAACCCUCGGUUCCUCGUCAUCAGCCUGGGGAAUCCACUGCCUAAGUACGAGAGCCUGCACUCAGCCGGCCAUUUCGUCCUCAAUGGCCUCACAAAAGCUCUUCAGCAGCCGUCGUUCCGCGAGGUGACGCUUGGCCGACAGUCAUAUCUGGUGUCUCAGGGGCCAAAGUACAUUCUCGUGCAGUCUCCAACUUAUAUGAAUGUGUCGGGAAGCUUUGUGGCCAGCGUGUGGCAGGAUACAAUCAAGAAGUACGGCGCAGAGUCACUCGGUCUGGUGAUUGUUCACGACGAAUUGGAAAAGGAUAUGGGGGUUGUCAAGCUUAUUCCCUGGGACCGCAGCCCUCGGGGCCACAACGGCAUCAAGAGCGUUAGGUCAUCUCUCUCACCGAAAAAGUAUCCGGACUCGGUCUUUGCUCGCAUUGCCGUUGGCAUUGGCCGGCCCGAGGAACGAGAUGCGGCUACGGUGAGUCGCUAUGUACUCAAGAAGAUUUCACGCGAAACCCGGACAACGUUGGAGGAAGACACUCCUUGGGAUGUUGCAAAGUGCCUCAUAGAACUGGAGAAGCAAUGGAGAAACGAGGUUCAGGGAGGCUCGGCAGGAACGUAGAACCAUGAGUGGCGUUCAUAGACGCCAUGCCCAGC